Blepharisma stoltei is the source of this 648-nucleotide messenger RNA. NCBI's taxonomy places the organism in Eukaryota, Ciliophora, Heterotrichea, Heterotrichida, Blepharismidae. The record is from the annotation of a GenBank genome assembly.
AUGGCAGCUCGCAACUUUGGCCAAGUAUUAGAAAAUCUCAGUUUUUAUCAAAACAAAGAGCAAAAAUCUUGGCUUGGCAAGAUAAAAGAAUACUGAAAGCCUGAAACUCAGCCAAGCAAAGAAGAGAAGAGUUUUUUAGGAAGCAUUGCAAGCAGCAUUAAGAAAAAGGGAACAGACAGCAUGAGUAUUAUCAACAACGCCACACAAAGAACUGCUCGAUUAAAAUAUUUUUUUAUUUUUAUCGCCCUUUCCAUUGGACUUUUCGUUGGAUCUUUUACAUUUCUUCCAAUGGUUUUACUUUUCCCUCAGAAAUUUGCAUUGCUUUUUAGCUUGGCUUCUCUGACUAUGCAGAUCGCUUUGAGCUAUUUAAAGCCUACAGUGUGGGAUUACAUUAAAGCUUUAUUCUCAAGCAAGGAAAACCUCGUAGUGUCAUUUGUCUAUUUCUUUUCUAUUUUUUGGACGAUUUAUGCUGCUGCAAUACUUGGAAGCUAUAUAAUGGUGUGUAUUUCAGCGAUUAUACAAAUGUUUGCAAUUGGCUGGUACAUUUUUAGUAUGUUUCCUGGGGGUUAUUCUGGAUUUUUGAAUCUUUUGAAAUAUGGAUGCAAACUUUGUCCUUGCUUUUCUGGAGAUUCAUUAUUGCCGCUAUAA